Aegilops tauschii subsp. strangulata is the source of this 1768-nucleotide messenger RNA. RefSeq names its product putative pentatricopeptide repeat-containing protein At1g03510. Gene Ontology annotation, biological process: RNA modification. NCBI's taxonomy places the organism in Eukaryota, Viridiplantae, Streptophyta, Magnoliopsida, Poales, Poaceae. Gene Ontology annotation, molecular function: RNA binding; protein binding. The record is from RefSeq and is a predicted model, not a curated record.
AUGCACUAAUGUUUUAUUAUGUUUGCGGUUUUGUGUACUUAUGGUGAGCUUUUAUAAUAGAUCCGAGUGCUUUUCGUAAAAGAAAUGUCAUCAUGUGUUGGGUUGAAUAAAACACAAAUGGUGUUUUAAAAAAAAUGCCUAAAUAUCAGAGCGUAAAUAAAGAAAUAAAAUAGCCAAAAGCUGAUAGUAACUCUCUUGUACGGCAGUACUCCAGUAAACCACCAAGCAAAAAAAACGCUUCUUUUGAAUGCUGCCGCCGCCCUCCCUUCCGGUGGCGCCGAACCCCGCCGCCGUGCUCCACGCCGCGCUCCUCAGAUCCUCCCCUUCCCGCCUCCCUCCCCGCCUCUCCUUCAACUCCCUGCUCGCCGCCGCCUCCACCUCCCCGCACCCCCGCCUCCGCUCCCUCGCCCUCCCCGCCCUCGCGCUCGCGCACCGCUGCCCCGCCGCCGCCGGCCCGCUCGACUCCUACGCGCUCUGCUCCGCGCUCCGCCACGCCUCCGCGGCCCAGGCGGGGCCUCUCCACGCGCUCGCCGCGAGGUCCGGGUGGCUCGGCAGCGUCUUCGUUUCCUGCGCGCUCGCCGCGUUCUACGGCGGGUCCGGCCGGUUCCUGGACGCCCGCAGGCUGUUCGACGAAAGCCCCGUCAGGAAUGGCGUCUUCGGGAACGCCGUUCUCGCGGCCUACGUGGGCGCGGGGAAGUGGACCCCGGCUCUGGAGUUCGCGAGGAGGUUUCCGGAGUAUGGGCUGCCGGCCGACGGGUACACGAUGACGGCCGUGGUGAGGGCCUGCGGAGAGACGGCGAAUGCUGAUCUGGGCGGCGAGGCGCAUGGGCAUGCGAUCAGAAGGGUGAGAGAUGUGGGGUCCGAUGUGUUCCUGAUCAGCGCGCUCGUGGACAUGUACGCCAAAUGCGGGCUCGUUGGACACGCGGAGCGGGUGUUCAGGCUGGUGCUGCGGGCCAACGAUGGUGGAGACGAUGUUGUGCUAUGGACGGCGAUGCUGAACGCCUAUGGGCGGCACGGGCAGUGCAAGGAGGUCAUCCAGACUUAUGACCAGAUGGUGGCUUUCGGGGUCAGGCCUGACGAUCUGGCUAUUCUGGCCGUGCUCUCAGCAUGCCAGCAUGCUGGGGAGGUUGCCAAGGGGCUCAGAUAUUUUGAGUCUAUGCGCGCAGAGUACGGGCUGGUGCCCACACCAGAGCACUAUGGUUGUGUGGUCAACAUGCUAUGCCGGGCAGGAGAAGUAGCCAGGGCAUGGGAGAUCGCUACCAGGGAGGAAUGUGGAGGUAAUAUUGGUGUCUCUACAUGGGGCGCUCUUCUCAGUGCUUGCUGUGAUUGCCGCAAUGUUGAGCUUGGGAGACUGGCAGCUCGGAAGGCAAUUGAACUGGAGCCUAGGAAUGCUGGGAUUUAUGUCGAGCUGUCAAAUUUGUAUGCGAGUGCUGGCUUGUGGGAGGAGAUUAACAAGCUGCGGGAGGUGAUGAAGGACAGGGGUUUCGAAAAGGAUGUCGGAUCUACCUGGGUUGAGCAGAAUUCUUGAAAUGGCCUACAUAAAUUCAAAAUGCCAAAGUAUGAUCUGAUCAUUAUGAUUUGAGUAAAGGAGGGGAAUCUGAUCUUUUUAUGGGCUGCCAUCAGAUCUAUGAGGAAACCAAGCGAUAUUUUUUGCUGGACCACAAUAUCUGAAGUGUAAUCUUGCUGAGGCACAAGAUUAUCGGGCGGAAAUUAAGUACAACAACUUGUAUCAAAGCUGGAAUCUACAUGAAGUGCCCUAUCCACCUAA